This is a messenger RNA of Effrenium voratum, 1234 nucleotides long. The record is from the annotation of a GenBank genome assembly. Lineage: Eukaryota; Dinophyceae; Suessiales; Symbiodiniaceae.
GCUCAGCCGUUGCUUUGUGGGGGCUGGCACUUUGCGGGGUGUCCAGGCUCCCAUGGAUCUCUCGCCUUCCCGGGAGCUGCAUGUUCCCAAAAACCGGGAUGCGUUCAUGGAUGAGAAAGCCAUGAAGCGAGCGAAUCGACUGGCGGGCGUGGCGCAGUCCGUUGGCAGCAUGGACCUCAAGGCUGUAGCUGAUGCCUACCAGAAAGAAGCCGGCGGCAGCGGCAUCGAGGCCGCGGCCGCGGCGGCGGCGGCGCUGAAUGCAGCGCUGAAGGCUUCCAUGCAUGGAAACUCCGACGUGGAGGAGAUCAAGAAGCAGGCCACGCAGGAGGUGCAAAGGGCGGCAGCCAAGAAGGCUCGACAAGCCCAAGGAGAAGCAGUUUUAGCAGCUCGCAUUGCCGAGGUGGGCUACGAGGGCCAGGCGCGCUCAGAAGCGCUGCGCCUGGCACACGACCAGCGCUUCAGCCGGGCGCUGAAUGAUAAGAGCGAGCGCCUGGCCGACGAUGCUGCCACGAAGAGGGCUGUCCGCGAGGAGCGGGCAGCUGCGGCCGCAAGCCGGCGCUGCCUCUCAGAGGCCAGGGCGCGCUUCGGGCGAAGAUGGCCCUCCGUGCCGGGAGAGAUCGCUGAGCCAUCACCUCUGCCGAGCCUGCUUGCCGAUGAUCCUGUUGUGCGGCGGGCACGCGCCCUGUGCAGCGGAGUCGCCCAGGCAGUGGCCCAGCUGGACCAGCAGAACCAGAUGCUGAUGAGCAAGCCCUCGCUGCAGCUCAGCAACCUCCCCAGGUCGGAGCGGGAGCCGCCCAAGGCGAAGCCGAUGCCGGGCACCUUCGACAACGAGGCGCUGAUUGCAAAGGCCAAGGAGCUGCUGAUAGACUACAAGCCCGAGAAGCUCAGGCCUCCGCCCUCUAGCCGACCCUCAGCACGGAGCACGCCGACCAGGGAGCCUUCCAGCAACAACAGCCCUCGAGGAGAUCUCACCGCCCUCCAGCGAGCCCAUCAGCAAUGCGCCGAUGUUUGCGUGGAGCUCAACACGAAGAGCCGCGCCCUGAAGCGAUAGUUGCGCCCUCACCGAAACUUACCGGGGGCGUUCAAUGGGCAAGGAGUUCACGGAAGUUCCACAAGUCCCGAUGCGUCGGGCCUUUUUUCCUUUCGGGGCAUGUUUUUGCCCAGAGCUGCCCUGUGCUCCAGUUUCACCACCCUGCACCGGCUGACUGCAAUGCGCCUUGCCUUAGGUGUUGCA